Trematomus bernacchii (emerald rockcod) is the source of this 4838-nucleotide messenger RNA. RefSeq names its product 3-hydroxyacyl-CoA dehydratase 1 (gene hacd1). Gene Ontology annotation, cellular component: endoplasmic reticulum membrane. Lineage: Eukaryota; Metazoa; Chordata; Actinopteri; Perciformes; Nototheniidae. The coding region runs from base 3077 to 3706 and encodes 209 amino acids. The record is from RefSeq and is a predicted model, not a curated record. Gene Ontology annotation, molecular function: 3-hydroxyacyl-CoA dehydratase activity. Gene Ontology annotation, biological process: sphingolipid biosynthetic process; fatty acid elongation; very long-chain fatty acid biosynthetic process. The transcript is spliced from 7 exons.
CAGAUGCCUAUGAAAUAAAAAUCUCGUUUUAUCAAUCAACUACACAAACUAGAUAACCUAAAUUAAUCUGAGUAUCUGAAAAGCAUGUAGAUUUGCAUUAUUAUACCCUUUAUUCUCCAAAACCAGCAAACAUAAAUGGACUUGACUAACACACACAGAGCAACAUCCAAAACACUUGUGACUCUUAUAUGUAUAGAUCGCCCUCUAGUGGCAAAGUGUGAUAAGUGUACAACAACAUAUGCAAAACAUGACAUAACAACAUAUACAGCAAAUUCAGGUAAAUGUAAAACAAUCUUGUGUCUUUAUAAUGACAGUGAUAUUAGUCUUUAUUCCCUUGGCUACUGAAAAGUUUCAAUAAAUAAUCCAUCUACACACACACAUUAUCUCACACCGUGACAUUUGGAUAAUAACAAUAAUCAGAAAUGUGCUGUUUACCUACAUUACUAAUUAAUAUUAUUAGGUAUUCUAAUUCUAAUUUUUAGUAUACUUUAAAAUAAAGGUCUUAUAUUUCAAUAGUUUUUUUUUUAGUAUAAUAAAAGUGUGGAUUUUAAUAAGUGUAUUUCUAAAGUUGUGUUGCUUUCAUUGGUCACUGUACUUCAUCCAUCUGUUGCUACACUGUGCAACAUGAUGUUUUUACUGUUGAAUAAUCGUUAACACUCAUCAAAUAAGUCUGCAUACAGUCCACUACUUUGAUAAGAAGGCCCACUUUGGCAACGCACAAACAAAAAUGUUUAAUUACAUCACCGGAGUAUAUACACUUAGUAUUACAAUUUACUUCACUACUGCACAUUUAUGAAGCAAAUAUUACUAUUAUGAAAGGUGUAGGCAGUUGUGAAUUAUAACAAUAUGUUGUAGGGGGAAAAGCCUAGUUGCAUCACCACCAGAUUCAAGUUCAUGAAUAUUUCUACACUGUGGUAUUGUACUUUACUUCAUACGUUUUUGUUCCUCUCACACUAUAACAACAAGAGUCCCUUUCCCACCGGCAGGCCACGCACUUGUUGCAGCACUAGUCCCGCGAGAGAGGGGCGCAGGGAUGGAUGACCCCGCUGCUCCCCUCCCCACCAGCCCCAGCUGUCAGCUCCCUUCCUGACUUGCCCACCCUGCCCCCGGUACCAUGGCGUCCAGCGAGGAGGACGGCACGGUUGAGGAGAAGGAAAACAACAACAAGAGGAGAACGAAAAGCGCCCUCGCUACAGCAUGGCUCACUUUCUACAACAUCGCCAUGACCGCCGGGUACGUGCGUAAUAAUCCGCCGCCGCCUAUUAAUAAGAAAAGCCUAGAAGUUAGCCGCUCCCUAAAACACUGUGUUGCUGUUUAUAGGACUGAGUCUCUGUGGUCGAAAGUGCCAGUUCAGCUCGCUUAAUAUAGCGGCUAACAGCAGCAGGGGAAACUUCAGUAAACUGUUUGAUAGUUUGACAAUACAUAGAAAUAUAAGGGGGAUUUGUGCGAGUGUUAGAAAAUGAAUGAAAGGCGUUUGGUAAAGUGACAGGCUGGGGCUGAAGCCGUGUCCAAAUAGGGCUGACUGUCAGCGUCAAGGCCCACAGUGCACCGCAGUUGCAGUGAUAAGUAUAGCCGGCGCGCGCUGACACUGGAGCUCAGCCCUGGGACACUGAAAUGCUCAAUGAGCAGAUUUUUGAAUAACAACAUAACAUAACAUUUGUGAGUUGCAAACAGAAAAUGUUUCAUCGUGUUUUUAGGGUAAACUAGCAAGGCAAAAAGAUGGUACAUAAUAUGUCUCUGCUUAGUGACCUCAGCUUUGUGUAUAUAACUGAGCUGUCAGAUCAGUGUGUUACUUCAGUAAAAGCAGCAAUACAACAGUGUAGAAGAAAAAUAUCUGCACAAAAUGAUAUAGCCCAUUUAUAUCAGGUGUACUAGAAAUGUAUAGGAAAGUUGAAGAAUGCAGAGAAAUGGCUCAGUGUCUUUUCACAUGCAUUAAUGAAAUCAGGAUUUUACUGGUGUAUUUGGUUGAGUUGGAGCUGAUUUCAACAUAUUAAAAGGAGUGGAUCAGCUGUAUUUACAUAAACUAUUGGAUAGCUUGAUUUAUAAUAAAACAUUACGUUUUAGUGAUUCUUCAAUUGUAUUGGUGCAAACGAAUCCUUAUGUGUACAGUUGGCUUUAGUUACCAUCAUUAUCUAACACUUGCAGCAUUAAUUGUUUAUCAUCACCAUAUCUUGUAGUUUUAUGUCAUUAUUCAUUAUAAAGCUAUAUGCUUUUAGAACUUCAAGAGUCAAGAGGACAUUUUUACAUUUAAAUCUUAUAACAUCACUUUACUGAUGUAAUCAUCAUACAGACAUUAACUGAAUACACAUACUUACAUAACUUACAUAAUCAAAACACAAUGUAUAGGCUAUGUAUCAAUUACAGCACUGGCAACAGGGUCAGUUUCUUAGUCAUCAUAUCGAAAAUAAAGACACAUUUUCAACAAUUUCAGCUCCUGAAAUGUCAGGAUCUUCAAAUUCAUUUGAAAAAAAAGAGAAAGGAAUCAAGAAUAUAUUCAGCAAAAGCAAUCAUUGCGUUGCGUAAACCUUAACCCUUUAAGUUGUUAAUACAAUUGAUCCUCUUAACAGUUCUUUGAGACAUUCUUUCAUGGCUAUAGUCAUUAUGGAGCCCAGCUUCAGUUAAUUGUAUUGUAUUUUGCGCAGAGAGGGAGACAGCAUGACAAUGUGUCUUUUAGAAUGUUACACAUGAUUGCAUCUUGGUAGAAUUGAUACAUUAUUUAUACUAGAAAUUAUUUCAAUAGCAGUCCCAAGAGUUGGCUCCACCAACUCAUACAAUUUUAGAAAUAUGUGUUUUCAUUAACUCACGCAAGUGCUAUCCUUUGAAAUCUUGAGUAACUAGCAAGAGCCAAGUGUUGCUAACUCUUUUCCAACAAUAAGUAGCUAGCAGCAAAUUCGCGAAAAAAGUAUAAAAGUUAGCAAACUGACAGCCUGUCCCAUUAAACUUCACUCCAAAACCCCACCGCAAAAAAAAAAAAAGUAAACAUAUUAUAGUAAACGUUAACAACAAACGUUGCUAAUGUACGUAGACUACUCACGGCUGCCAUGCAUGGGGAAGACUCCGGUCCGGUGACGCGUAUAUGUGCACGAGCGCGUACAGGUGGCUGGUUUUGGCCAUUGCAAUGAUGCGCUUCUACGUCCAGAAAGGCACAACCAAGGGUCUGUACAGAAGUAUAGCAAGGACCCUCAAGUUUUUCCAGACCGUUGCACUAGUUGAGGUGGGACAUUGUGCUAUUGGAAUUGUGAGGACUUCUGUAAUUGUGACCGGGGUGCAAGUGUGUUCACGAAUAUUCAUGAUUUGGUUCGUCACCAACAGCAUCAGACAGAUCCAGAGUGAAGAAAGCGUAAUUCUAUUCCUGGUUGUGUGGACGAUGACAGAGAUUACCAGAUAUUCCUACUACACAUUCAACCUGCUCCACCACCUGCCGUACUUCAUCAAAUGGGCCAGGUACAACCUCUUCAUCGUGCUGUACCCCCUGGGGGUCAUCGGGGAACUGAUGACCAUUUAUGCUGCCCUGCCGUUUGUACGCAGAUCUGGAAUGUACUCCAUGAGGCUCCCCAACAAGUAUAACGUGUCCUUUGACUACUACUACUGCCUCAUCAUCGUCAUGCUGUCCUACAUCCCACUGUUCCCUCAGCUCUUCUUCCACAUGCUGCGGCAGAGGAGAAGGGUGCUUCACGGGGAGGUCAUAGUGGAGAAAGACGACUAGACAAGCCACCACCUCACGCCUUCGUUUGAGCCAGCCUGCCUCCACCAUCACCCCUCACCUCCCCCACUUCAUCUUUAGCCCCAUCGGCCGUUACAUUCUCCACCGCACGGGACCGGAAGAGCCGCACGGACGACGAAGAAAGGAGUUCACCAGUACUGAGCAACAAUAACUGAUCCUAAGUCUUUACAGGAUUAAUUCCUAUCUGAAUGGUAAUAUUGGAAACAUGUUUACAGUCCCAGUGUUUUCUUGAGACUCAGCACAGAGUCCUUUACUGCACCUUGUUGCACUGAAACACGAGUCACAACACCUCCCGAAGGAGAAAAAGAGGAAAGAGAGGCUUCCAGGGAAAUGUGAAUUGAAACAUGUGAGGAAGAUUGUAAGUUGUGUCUCCCGAGUUGUCCAAACAUCAACCCCAAAAGCAACCCAAUUGGCAGUUCCAUUAUUUUUUUAAGUGUAUUCCACUACCGAGAUUUUGUACAAAGCAAAGAUAAAAAAAGAGGAAAUAAUUCUAUCAUACCUCAACAAUAAAUCUACAUUUAGACAAUAUGCUGCUUCUUUGUGAAUGUUGUAAAUGAUGCAAUGUGAAAUGAGCGGUUAAUAGUAAACAUAUUUCUUAAAUUAUUCACAUACUGUAUCACUUAGAGCAAGCACAGCUCAAACUUAACAUUUUGUCAGCUUGGCUCCUGCAUUCUUCUGUGUUGCUUUGAUGUUUACUAUGUCAAAUUCAUUUACAAGAGUGCAUCUUAAACACAUUUGAAGUCUUCAAAAAGUAGUUUUCUAUAGACAGCUGUAGGUGAGAGUACAAUUCAGAUUUUUGUGAGCACUUUCAGUCUUCAGUCGCUGUUGUGUUUGUUUUUUAACAUAAGGAAUCCAAUGUCCGUGUUGAUAAAGGUAGUUAGUUCCCUCCUAUUUAAGGUGCUAUUGUAACAUCAUUUCAAUCUUCUGUGCAGCUUAAGGAGUGACUGUGAUUGGAGUUGACCUAAAGCAGGAAAACAGGAUGUGAAAUGAUUGAGAGGAAAUGUUGCAUAGCCCAAGGUUAUCUACGAAAAUCGACUUUUCUGCUUAUAAUCUGGGUUAGGGAGGAGAGGAACAAUAAAAGUCAAUGUCACAAAAAUCACUGGGAAAGUUAUUU